GAGAUCGCUAAGGCCAACUAAUAAACAUAGCUUCAUACUAAAUUCCUCUCCUGAGCACGUCCGCUAAAGUCUCAAAUUUAGCCGUCGGAAUCCGAUGCAACUUGUCAUCUUUCCUUGGUCUGUUCUAAUUUCCCCUACUACGACAACUCGCACAUCGAUAUUGCUAGCAUGUUGCAAUCUAUUGGGGGAAUGAUCCUGCAUGGUGUGAUCUAGACAGAGUCAACUAUAUGGGAAUAGAACAUGGAGCAGAAAAUGAUAAAUACCCCAUCGGCGCCUUGAAUAUUCUCCAUCAUCCCAAUCACAACAGCUCUCUGGUCUCUACAGUUCCUUCAGACUUCCACAUUCAAACAACAACCCGUCAUCAUUCAAGAUGAAGUUCACUACUGCUAUUGCUACUGCAAUCCUUGCUGGCACCGCACUCGCUGCCCCUGAACGCGGCCUCGCAGCUCGUGUCAAAGCUCGUGCAGCUGCCGCUCGGGGUUCUCGCCCUCUCCAGACUGUUCAGGAGCCAGCAGGCGUGACCAACAAGACAAAUGUUCAGUACAGUUCCAACUGGUCUGGCGCUGUUCAGGAGAACCCUCCCUCCGCCGCAGCCACCUACACCGCAGUUACUGGUACCUUCACGGUCCCUGAGCCCACUGGUGGAUCCGGUAGUUCUUCCGCCUCGGCGUGGGUUGGUAUCGAUGGUGACACCUACAGCGAGGCUAUCCUCCAGACUGGGGUCGACUUUACUGUGACGGAUGGCCAGGCCUCCUUCGAUGCUUGGUACGAAUGGCUGCCCGACUAUGCUCAUGACUUCACCGGCAUCGACAUCUCAGCAGGCGAUGUGAUUGUUGCUAUCGUCGAGUCGCACUCCUCUACCAGUGGAGUUGCCAUUAUCGAGAAUCAAAGCACUGGCCAGAAGGUCUCUAAAGAACUUAGUUCCUCUUCACCCCUCGGCGGGAUCAAUGCUGAGUGGAUCGUCGAAGACUUCGAGCAAGGUGGCUCCCUGGUUGACCUGGUUGACUUUGGCACCGUUACCUUCACUGGUGCCGAAGCAAAGGCUGCCGGUGGCCAGACUGUUGGCCUGACCGGUGCCACUGUCAUUGACAUCGUCCAGGGCAGUAAGGUUGUGACCGAUGUGACCAUUGACAGCGACUCCGAGGUUACUAUUCGCUACGUCUAA
Aspergillus caelatus is the source of this 1165-nucleotide messenger RNA. RefSeq names its product A4/G1 family peptidase. The transcript has 2 exons. NCBI's taxonomy places the organism in Eukaryota, Fungi, Ascomycota, Eurotiomycetes, Eurotiales, Aspergillaceae. The coding region runs from base 371 to 1165 and encodes 264 amino acids. Gene Ontology annotation, molecular function: glutamic-type endopeptidase activity. The record is from RefSeq and is a predicted model, not a curated record. Gene Ontology annotation, biological process: proteolysis.